Agrilus planipennis (emerald ash borer) is the source of this 4028-nucleotide messenger RNA. RefSeq names its product sodium/potassium-transporting ATPase subunit alpha (gene Atpalpha). The coding region runs from base 210 to 3338 and encodes 1042 amino acids. Gene Ontology annotation, cellular component: membrane. Gene Ontology annotation, molecular function: ATP binding; P-type sodium:potassium-exchanging transporter activity; ATP hydrolysis activity. The record is from RefSeq and is a predicted model, not a curated record. Gene Ontology annotation, biological process: proton transmembrane transport; sodium ion export across plasma membrane; intracellular sodium ion homeostasis. Lineage: Eukaryota; Metazoa; Arthropoda; Insecta; Coleoptera; Buprestidae. The transcript is spliced from 13 exons.
GAAUAACUGCCAACCAUAGUAAAACAGUUGUAAACAAUAAUAUGUUUUAACUAAUAAAAUAAUAAUAUGUGAAGUGUUAAAUUAUAUUUAAAUUAUUUUCGUAAGCUGACACAGUUGUGGUUAAAAAUUAUUUGAAAUUGGAAGAAAAUACUGCCUGCCUUUAUAUUAUUGUUAGCAAACACCUGAGCUGAGCACGACAGUUAGUGAAAAUGGCUUCGAAGAACAAGUUGAACGAAGAGUAUGGUCGUUCUGAUUCCUAUCGCGUCGCCACUUAUCCGACAUCAAUUGACGACAACAAAACUGCUGAUGGCAGAGCCAAGUCACGUAGAAAAGUGAAGAAGGUCAGAAAACCGGAAGAUCUUGACGACCUUAAGCAAGAGUUAGAUAUAGAUUAUCACAAGAUCUCUCCUGAAGAACUAUAUCAACGAUUCCAAACCCAUCCCGAAAAUGGUCUCAGUCAUGCCAAGGCAAAGGAAAACCUUGAACGGGAUGGCCCCAAUGCUCUCACGCCUCCGAAAACUACACCCGAAUGGGUGAAGUUUUGUAAGAAUCUUUUUGGAGGUUUUUCGUUGCUUUUAUGGAUAGGAGCCGUCCUCUGCUUUAUUGCUUAUUCCAUUCAAGCGAGUACAGUCGAAGAACCGGCUGAUGAUAACCUAUAUCUUGGUAUUGUAUUGGCUGCAGUUGUAAUCGUCACAGGUAUAUUCUCAUAUUACCAAGAGAGUAAAAGCUCCAAGAUUAUGGAAUCUUUUAAGAAUAUGGUGCCGCAAUUCGCGACUGUUAUUCGAGAGGGCGAGAAACUCACCCUACGCGCUGAAGACAUCGUCGUCGGCGAUGUGGUCGAGGUCAAAUUCGGUGAUCGUAUUCCUGCUGAUAUCCGAAUCAUAGAAUCUCGUGGAUUUAAAGUUGAUAAUUCGUCUCUGACCGGCGAAUCUGAACCCCAGAGUCGUAGUUCCGAAUUUACUCACGAGAAUCCGUUGGAAACCAAAAAUCUCGCUUUCUUUUCAACCAACGCAGUGGAAGGUACUGCUAAGGGAGUAGUCAUUAGUUGUGGUGACAAUACUGUUAUGGGAAGAAUUGCCGGUCUCGCAUCUGGUUUAGAUACCGGAGAAACACCCAUUGCUAAGGAAAUUCAUCAUUUCAUUCAUUUGAUCACAGGCGUGGCCGUUUUUCUGGGUGUAACCUUCUUUAUCAUUGCUUUCAUUCUCGGUUAUCAUUGGCUCGAUGCCGUCAUUUUCCUGAUUGGUAUCAUUGUCGCCAAUGUACCCGAAGGUCUUUUGGCCACGGUCACCGUGUGUCUUACACUUACGGCGAAGAGAAUGGCAUCCAAAAAUUGUCUCGUUAAGAAUCUUGAAGCCGUCGAAACUUUAGGUUCUACAAGUACAAUUUGCUCCGACAAGACUGGCACUUUAACUCAGAAUCGUAUGACUGUUGCUCACAUGUGGUUCGAUAACCAAAUCAUAGAGGCCGACACAACUGAAGACCAAUCUGGGGUACAAUACGAUCGUACCAGUCCCGGUUUCAAAGCACUCGCACGCAUUGCAACUUUAUGUAACCGAGCCGAAUUUAAACCAGGCCAGGAUGGAGUCCCGAUAUUGAAACGCGAAGUGAACGGUGAUGCAUCCGAAGCUGCUUUACUUAAAUGUAUGGAACUUGCACUGGGUGACGUAAUGACUAUCAGGCGAAAGAAUAAGAAAGUAUGCGAAAUACCAUUUAAUUCCACUAACAAAUAUCAGGUAUCGAUACAUGAGAACGAAGACCCCAAUGAUCCACGACAUAUUUUGGUUAUGAAGGGUGCCCCAGAGAGAAUACUUGAACGAUGCAACACAAUAUUCAUCGGUGGAAAAGAAAAAGUGUUAGACGAGGAAAUGAAAGAGGCGUUUAAUAAUGCUUAUCUAGAACUAGGAGGAUUGGGCGAACGCGUGUUAGGAUUCUGUGAUUUCCUGUUGCCGACCGAUAAAUAUCCCCUCGGUUACAAAUUCAACUGCGACGACCCUAAUUUUCCAUUGGAAGGACUACGUUUUGUAGGUCUUAUGUCUAUGAUUGAUCCACCUCGUGCUGCUGUACCCGAUGCAGUUGCAAAAUGCAGAAGUGCCGGAAUUAAGGUAAUUAUGGUAACGGGGGAUCAUCCAAUUACGGCAAAAGCCAUAGCUAAGUCUGUGGGUAUUAUAUCAGAAGGAAAUGAAACGGUAGAAGACAUCGCUCAAAGACUAAAUAUUCCGGUUUCGGAGGUGAAUCCCCGGGAAGCUAAAGCGGCCGUCAUUCACGGAACUGAUCUUCGUGAAUUAUCAUCUGACCAACUGGACGAAGUCUUACGGUACCAUACAGAAAUUGUAUUCGCUAGAACUUCACCUCAACAGAAGUUGAUUAUAGUCGAAGGAUGUCAAAGAAUGGGGGCCAUUGUUGCUGUGACAGGCGAUGGUGUAAAUGACUCCCCUGCCCUAAAGAAAGCCGACAUAGGGGUAGCUAUGGGUAUCGCUGGUUCUGAUGUAUCAAAGCAAGCGGCAGACAUGAUUCUGCUUGACGAUAACUUUGCAUCCAUUGUAACGGGAGUAGAAGAGGGUCGACUUAUUUUUGAUAACUUGAAAAAAUCAAUUGCCUACACAUUGACGUCUAACAUACCAGAAAUAUCGCCCUUCUUGGCGUUCAUUCUCUGCGACGUACCCCUACCACUUGGUACAGUCACCAUUCUUUGUAUUGAUCUUGGAACGGACAUGGUGCCUGCAAUUUCUCUGGCCUAUGAGGCUCCCGAGUCGGACAUAAUGAAAAGGCAGCCGCGCGACCCUUACAGGGACAACCUGGUAAACCGCAGGUUAAUUUCUAUGGCUUAUGGUCAAAUCGGUAUGAUUCAAGCAGCUGCUGGGUUCUUUGUUUAUUUCGUUAUUAUGGCUGAAAAUGGAUUUUUGCCAGCUGAACUGUUUGGCAUUCGAAAACAGUGGGAUUCUAAGGCUAUCAACGAUUUAACGGAUUCGUAUGGACAAGAGUGGACUUAUCGUGACAGAAAAACUUUGGAAUACACUUGCCACACCGCCUUUUUCGUAUCAAUUGUCAUCGUGCAGUGGGCCGAUUUGAUCAUUUGUAAAACCCGAAGGAAUUCAAUCAUUCAUCAAGGAAUGCGCAAUUGGGCUUUGAAUUUUGGACUUGUGUUUGAAACUGCCCUUGCCGCUUUCUUAUCUUAUACCCCUGGUAUGGACAAGGGACUUAGGAUGUUUCCACUGAAGUUUGUCUGGUGGCUGCCCGCUCUACCGUUCUCCCUUGCUAUAUUUAUUUACGAUGAAGUACGACGUUUCUAUCUGAGACGCAAUCCCGGAGGAUGGCUCGAACAAGAAACAUACUACUAAGGAAAGAGCAGAACUAGCGAAAAUAAAAUAUAUGAUUAUAAGUUAAAAAACACACAAAACGCGCGUUUCUACCUACGAAAUGAUCGUAUUAGAGGAUUAUUUCGUAAUUACUGUAAUUCAUGUUCAGAUUUCGCUUUUGUCGGUAUAACACUUUUUCGAUACCCCCGAAUGUCGGGUUUGAGAUGUCUGAUUCCUGUUCCAUUUAACCUUAAUCUAAAUCUUAAAAAAAUAAUAACGAAAAAACAAAAGCGAAAUUUGCUUUAAAAACUUUUAUGUUGCAAGAAAACGUAAACUCAUGAGAACGUUUCUUUUUGUAUUUCGCCGCACGUAUUAUAUUAUUAUUAUUAAAUUUCCGUGGCAAAUGAUGGCGUGAAUGGAAAAGCGUAUGCUUUAGUGCACUAUGUGUUUCCCCUACCCUAGUGUUCGUAGUCCUAUCCCUCUUCUCCUCCAAUGCCCAACUGAUCGCUUAUUGCAGUUCAAAUUAAUACAUUCCAGUUGAAAGCAGUUGCCUUACGAUGCGAAUAUGACAGAGUGAGAGCAGUGAGUAAAUGAGAGGGUGUGUAAGCAGGUUCUUGUAUUAUCAUUAUUAUUAAUUAAUAAUUUUUAAUGGUAAAUAAAAUUGCGACGGUGUAUCCUGAACACAACCGGACAGGCAAACAAAAUCGUCAUAUUCAGCGAUAACAAAAUAAA